Molecule: messenger RNA, 3097 nt
Organism: Vespula vulgaris
Lineage: Eukaryota; Metazoa; Arthropoda; Insecta; Hymenoptera; Vespidae
Product: pyruvate dehydrogenase phosphatase regulatory subunit, mitochondrial-like
Exons: 12
Coding region: 247-2991 (914 amino acids)
Cellular component (GO): mitochondrial matrix; mitochondrion; cytoplasm
Molecular function (GO): oxidoreductase activity; protein binding
Source: RefSeq, a predicted model, not a curated record
UUCCUUUGAUUUUCUUCCUCUUCCAAAAUAGAUUUUCAAUUUUAGAUUUUAGUAGUACUGCUAAAUUAUUUCUUUACAAAUAUUCACAAUUCAUUAAAUAGUAGUACAUACACAUUAAUUUAAUAUUUCUAAUUGGUGAAGUAUUCUAUAUACGGCAAAACGUAUAGAGAGCCUUUGAAGUGUUUUGAAAUUUGUAUAUUUUUUCCGACUAAACAGUGAAAUUAACGUUAAGGAAAAAUAAAGUUGAUGUUAAGUCAGCUUCAUAAAAUAUGUAUUCGCAUAUUGUUACUAAGAAAGAAAGAUAUAAGAAAGAAUAGAAAACAUUACUCAUACUUAACCAAUAAAAAUGAAGUCUAUAGAUAUAAAAAAGUUAUUUGCAUUAGCAAGAAUGCUAAUAAUUGUAGAAAUUACUUAAAUUACUCAAGUGAAAAUGUUACUUUGCCAUCUCAAUCACAGAUUGUCAUUGCAGGUGCAGGAACAGUUGCUAAUUCUGUCGCCUAUCACCUUGUCCUUAACGGAUGGCAUGAUGUUCUUGUAUUGGAACAAAGCAGGAUCGGUAGUGGGACAUCAUGUUUUGGAUCUGGAAUUCUUGGUUUAUUCCAACCAAUCUCUCACAGGAAUUUGAUUUCUUAUAGUAUUAAAUUAUAUCAAAAAUUGCAAGAAAUGGGAUAUGAUAUAGGAUUGAAACAAUGUGGGAGCAUAAAUUUAGCACAAACGAAAGAUAGGAUAAUAGCUUUGAAAAGAAGAAUGGCAUAUAAUGUUCCAACUGGUUUACAUUGCGAGAUUUUAGAUAAAGAUCAUUUGAAACAAUUACAUCCAUAUCUGCAUGUAAAUGAUCUUGAAGGAGCCAUUUGGGUACCAGAAGAUGCUGUAGCAGAUCCUAAUGCUAUUUGUGAAAUUUUAGCAAGAUUAGCCAAACAAGGAGGAGCAAAAUAUAUUGAAAAUUGCAGAAUAGAACAAGUCUAUACUAAAAAUAAAGCUGUACAAAGUGUGCGAACUAAUCAGGGCAUAGUUAUUUGUGAAUAUUUCAUUAAUUGUGCAGGAAUGUGGGCUCGUGAAUUGGGUUUAAGAUGUAAUCCACCUGUAAGAAUACCAGCAUAUCCUGCAGAACAUUUCUAUGCAAUUACACCUCCUCUAUCACCAGAAUUGAAAAUAAAUCUACCAUGCGUUCGAGAUUUCGACUCAUAUUCGUAUAUAAGAGAAUGGCAGGGUGGUCUAUUGGUUGGUUGGUUUGAAGCUGAAGCCAAGCCUGCAUUUGAAAAUGGAUUAGUUCCAUCUAAAAACUGGACACGACACGUAAAGGAUGAUCCUAUUCAUUGGAAACCUCUUUGGGAUAAAAUCUUACAUAGAAUUCCAAUUCUGAAAAGUUUAAAGAAACCAGAUAUAUAUAAUUAUCCAGAUAAUUUUACUCCGGAUGGUAGAUGGAUUUUAGGUGAAAGUCCUGAAGUGAAAAACUACUUUGUUGCUGUGGGAAUGAAUGGAAAUUCGCUACAAGGAGCGGGAGGUAUUGGAAAAGAAGUUGCCGAAUGUUUAAUAAACGGUGAAUCUACCCAAGAACUCCUUCCAUUUAAUGUGCAAAGAUUUUUAGAUUUGCAUAAUAAUAAACAAUAUUUACAGCAAAGAAUUAAAGAAAUAGUUGGACGAAAUUAUGCUAUUCUCUAUCCUCAUCAAAGUGAAUACAAAUAUGCCCGUAAAUUGCGUUGUUCGCCGUUGUAUUCUGUUCUCGAGGAGCAUGGGGCUAUAUUUGGUGUUAAAAUGGCAUAUGAACGUCCACUUUAUUUCGAUUCAAACUAUCGUCGAGGACAAAAGAAACCAGUUAUGCCAUUAGGAAGUUUUUAUAAACCUAAAUUUUUUGACUUUAUGAAGGAAGAAUUUCAAGCAUGUCGAGAGGGUGUAGGAAUAAUAGAUAUGAGUUCAUUUUCUAAAAUUGAAAUUAAAUCUAGUCGCUUGGAAGUAGUAAAUUACCUACAAAAAUUAUGUUCCAAUAAUGCAAAUAUACCAAUUGGUGGUAUAGUGCAUACAGGUAUGCAAAAUGAAAGAGGUGGCUAUGAGAAUGAUUGUAUGCUAGUUCGUCAAGCAGAAAAUAGUUACUUUAUGGUUUCACCAACUUCACAACAAACACGUAUUUAUCAAUGGAUGUCCAGGCAUUUACCAUACGAUCAUUCUGUUGGUCUUAAUGAUGUGACUUCAAAAUAUACAGUUAUUAACAUGGUAGGACCUAAAUCUACUGAAUUACUCUCUGAGCUUUCUAAUUCAGACAUUAAUCUCUCUCCUUUCACUUACAAGACAGUAAAUGUCGCUUAUGCCUCUGAUGUAAUGGUUAUGGCAUUUACACAUACCGGUGAAUCUGGAUAUUGUUUAUAUAUACCUUCCGAAUACGCAUUGCACGUAUACUCAACGUUAAUGGAAAUUGGUAAAGAUUAUGGUGUGCGCGAUGUUGGUGUGCUCACACAACGCUUCAUGAGGAUAGAACGUUUUAUUCCUUUUUGGGCAGAAGAGUUGACACCAUUCGUUACACCCUAUGAAGCAGGAUGUGGAUACAGUGUUAAACUGGAUAAAGAAUAUUUCAUUGGAAAAUUUGCAUUACAACGUCAGAAAGAACAAGGUGUCACUAAGAGACUAGUAUUGUUUAUGCUCAACGAACUUGAUACUAAUAAAAAUAUAUGGGCAUGGGGUGGAGAACCUAUAUAUCGAAAUGGUGAAUUUGUUGGAACUAUUACAUCUGCAGGAUAUGGGUUUGCUACAGAAAAACUUAUAUGUCUUGGUUUUAUUAGUUUACCUGGUAUGAAAUAUCUUCAAAACAACACGAAUGUUGUUACUACGGAUUUUAUAAUGGAACCAACAUCACAUUAUGAAAUAGAUAUUGCUGGGUGUAGAUUUUCUGCAAAACCCCAUAUUCACCCUUUACCAAUUCCUGCCUUAAACAGUAAACUCAAUAAAAAAUAUAUUCCUACUCCAGUUACAUCUUAUCAAAGCGAUAUAUCACGAUAAAAAUACUGCGUUUUGUCAUUAUAUAUUUCAUAUAUAAAAACAUGAGAAAAUAUAUUAAGAUCUCAUAAGUCAAAGAUGAUUGUGGAUAGAAAAAAGGAAAAAAGAA